Messenger RNA from Spinacia oleracea (spinach), 1083 nucleotides. RefSeq lists its product as uncharacterized. The transcript is spliced from 6 exons. Lineage: Eukaryota; Viridiplantae; Streptophyta; Magnoliopsida; Caryophyllales; Amaranthaceae. The record is from RefSeq and is a predicted model, not a curated record. Gene Ontology annotation, molecular function: cysteine-type peptidase activity. Gene Ontology annotation, biological process: proteolysis. Bases 176 to 937 code for a protein of 253 amino acids.
GUUAUAGGAAUUUUCGCAUCCAAAGAAGUCGAAUUCUAAGCCUAAGUCCAACUUAGAGGUCGUGGGUAGUUGUGAUCGUAAAACACAAGAAUCAACCACCAAAAGCAAGAAAGCGGGACUUGUACACGAUGCAAUUCAAGGUCUUGGCCCGUCAUGCAAAUACUUGCAGUUUAUCAUGACUUCGGCGCCUGAUGAUAUAUAUGAUAAUACUACCAUCCCAUUGGCGGCCUCAGUUUGGCACUCGGAUUUUGAUCAAGAAACAUACAUAACUGCGUCUGAUAUAGGAGAGUUCCUUCGCGGGGCGUGCUUAAACAUUUCAUCGAUCCAAGUCUACAUAUUGUGUUUAUUGCACGAUCAUGCCAAAUCAUUUGAAAUGUCUCGGAUUUCGUUCAUUUGUCCCGAGAUUAUGUCAAGCACUAGAAUCAAGGCCGACCCUGGAGCGCCAACAAUGUAUUUGAAAAACAUUUUCCAAGCUGAAAUUGAAAAGGAGAAGAUGGGUAAUCCUAACCUAACUAAUUGGUUUUUAAUCCCAUAUAAUCAAGAAAAUCAUUGGAAUUUAUACGUGAUGGACCUACGUAGAGGUUAUGUAUAUAUUUUCGAUUCUGCUAGAGAUCCACGUCGAACAGAUUAUGCAUGGGGAAUCUUGAGUUUGGCAUACCAAGUGUACAAGUGCAAUGGUGGGCAUUGUCCGAAUAAAACGAGUUUUAAGUCGUGUAAACCCAUUCAUAUAGAGUGUGCUCAACAAAUCGGCGGAACUGAGUGUGGCUAUUACGUUAUGAAGUUCAUGUUAGAGAUAGUCACGUUACAACAUGACUAUGAAGGCCGGCUAGAUGAGGUCUAUACUCCGAGGACUGCGCCUUAUGCUAGUGAGGAAAUUGAUGUGGUUCGUGAGCAAUGGGCGAAGUUUUUUACCACCAAGUAUUUAUUAUUGACCUGAUGGCGCUUGAUCGUGUUGGUUUAGAUGUUAUAGAACAAUCUUUUAUGUUAAAAUGUAUGCGUACGUUGAAAUUGGAACGUAAAUGUAUUUAAAUGUAUCGGUAUGUGCACUUUUGGUUUUGGGAUAUAUACAAAACUCCAGUUGUU